Messenger RNA from Hyposmocoma kahamanoa, 897 nucleotides. RefSeq lists its product as uncharacterized. The transcript has a single exon. Bases 1 to 897 code for a protein of 298 amino acids. The record is from RefSeq and is a predicted model, not a curated record. Lineage: Eukaryota; Metazoa; Arthropoda; Insecta; Lepidoptera; Cosmopterigidae.
AUGGCUACGAGACGUGUUCGUGUAUGUGAUGAGACAUCAACCCGUAGACAGUUCAAGCAGCUCCCAGUCGAGGCUGACAUAUCUUGCAACAACUUAGCUUCCGGCUGCAUCGCAACUAAUGAUGGUGAGGAAUCGAAAAGCACCCGUGAAGUAAAUAUUUCUCAAGUUUUAAAGGAGCUGCGAGCAUUCAGGAACGAUUUUGUUGGCAUGAAGUCAGAUAUUCAAAGAGUGACUGAUAGCAUUCAGGAAAUUAAUAAAAAAUUUAGUGAAAUGGAAUCUCGUUUCAGUGUCAUUGAGGAUAGGUUAAUAAUAAAUGAAAACAAAACGGCGUUGAUUCCUAAAUUAAAACAAGGCCUAGACUCAGCUAAAGAAUCGAUAUUAGAAAAUGAGUUACAGCAACGGGACCAACUAGCUAGGAUGAACAACGUCGAGAUAUCCGGGAUACCUAUUGCUGCUGGUGAGAACCUCUCAACGCUAAUACGGGCCAUUUCUAAUAAGGUUGGUUACUCACUAGACGGCCGUGACAUCGAUGGUGUCACGCGUGUACGGAGGUUCGAAGCGAGCAGUGUGUCUGCAGAAUCAAGCGUCUCACGUCCGCCGGCCAUCAUUGUAAAAUUCGCUCGGCGGCUGUGUAAGGAUAAAUUCCUAGCAGCAGUGCGCUCGCGAUGCGGCCUAACUACUGCCGAUGUCGAUCUUUCGGGUCCCUCUCAAAACGUGUAUGUGUCGGAUCACCUCACUCCUCGAAACAAACAAUUAUUCAAGCGUGCCAGACAGAUCAAAACCGACUUGAAUUAUUCUUAUUUAUGGGUUAGAGACUGUAAGAUAUUGAUGCGCAAAAACGAGAGGUCUAAUGUUGUCGUCAUCAGGAAUGAUGCCGACAUAUCCAAGUUAAAAUGA